AUGGACGAAGCGGAGGACGGCGACGAGGACCGCGGACGUGAGCGACGUCCGGAGCUCGACCCCGGAGGCUUAUCUGACCCUUCCAGGAGCAGGUGUUUAACACCCGGAUGGGGAGCAGCACCGAGCCUGACCUCUAACAGCAGCAGCAGCAGCAGCAGCGCCGGCGGACCAAACGAGCUCCGUGCGGCGCGCGAUACGGACCGCGCUCCUGUCUCUCUGUGCCAGGGCGACGCGUGCGGCUUUGGCUUUGGAUUCAGUUUCACGAGCAACGACGACGACACGAGGACCUCUGCCACUAGUGUUGAUGUGGAGCAAGAAGACGGAGGCGAAGAGGAGGAGGAGGAGGAGGUGGAAAAGGAGGAGGAGGAGGACGUCGGCAUGAGACGCGCCGUGAACGGAGACUGCAGGAGAGACACGAGCUCGCCUUCACUCCUCUCCAAACACGAGAAGCAGACAGGUGGCUCGGUCACACCUGAGGAGAGAAGACCGGGUAGCGCGUGCCCUUCCGCCACCAUGGACGGUUCAAUUACGCCCGCCGGCACCGGAGCCUCUGAAACGGAGAAGAAGGACUCUCGGGUGGCGUUUUCGAGCUUGGACCCCGCGCAGCCCGCCGCACUCUCCAAGACUGAGGACGGACAGAUGACAGCGGAGGACGGAGAGGCCAGAGACAGUCAGACCUACAUGCAACGGCAGUUCAGCUCCAUGCUGCAGCCAGGUGUGAACAAAUUCUCCCUGCGCAUGUUCGGCAGCCAGAAGGCGGUGGAGAAAGAGCAGGAGCGGGUCAAAUCUGCCGGGAACUGGAUCAUCCAUCCGUACAGUGACUUCAGGUUUUACUGGGACUUCACAAUGCUGAUGUUUAUGGUGGGAAACCUAAUCAUCAUUCCAGUUGGCAUCACCUUCUUCAAAGAUGAGACCACCACCCCUUGGAUUAUCUUCAACGUUGUCUCAGAUACUUUCUUCCUUAUGGACCUGGUGCUCAACUUCCGCACGGGAAUCGUCUUUGAGGACAACACAGAGAUCAUUCUGGACCCUAAAAAGAUCAAGCAAAAGUACUUGCGGACUUGGUUUGUAGUGGACUUCAUCUCAUCUAUCCCUGUGGAUUAUAUUUUUCUUAUUGUGGAGAAAGGCAUCGACUCAGAGGUUUACAAGACAGCAAGGGCACUGCGGAUCGUGCGCUUCACCAAAAUCCUUAGUCUGUUGCGGCUUCUGAGACUUUCCAGACUUAUCCGCUACAUCCACCAAUGGGAGGAGAUCUUUCACAUGACCUAUGACCUGGCGAGUGCUGUCAUGAGGAUCAUUAACCUGAUCGGGAUGAUGCUGCUGCUGUGUCACUGGGAUGGCUGCCUGCAGUUUCUGGUGCCCAUGCUGCAAGAUUUUCCUUCUGAUUGCUGGGUUUCCCUCAACAAGAUGGUGAACGACUCAUGGAGUGAGCUGUACUCCUUCGCCCUGUUCAAGGCCAUGAGCCAUAUGCUGUGUAUCGGCUACGGACGCCAGGCCCCGGAGAGCAUGUCUGAUAUCUGGCUCACCAUGCUGAGCAUGAUUGUGGGAGCCACCUGUUACGCCAUGUUUAUCGGCCAUGCCACCGCGCUCAUCCAGUCGCUGGACUCAUCACGCCGUCAGUACCAGGAAAAGUACAAACAAGUGGAGCAGUACAUGUCCUUCCACAAACUUCCUGCUGAUUUCCGGCAGAAGAUCCACGAUUAUUAUGAACACAGAUACCAAGGCAAGAUGUUCGACGAGGAGAGUAUUUUAGAGGAGCUAAACGAGCCACUGAGAGAGGAAAUUGUCAACUUCAACUGCCGCAAGCUGGUGGCCUCCAUGCCGCUUUUUGCAAACGCUGAUCCCAACUUUGUGACGGCCAUGCUGACCAAACUCCGAUUUGAGGUCUUCCAGCCGGGGGACUACAUCAUUCGUGAGGGGACCAUCGGCAAGAAGAUGUAUUUCAUCCAGCAUGGGGUUGUUAGCAUCCUGACCAAAGGCAGCAUUGGCAUGAAGAUCUCUGAUGGAUCCUACUUUGGAGAGAUUUGCCUGCUGACUCGGGGUAGACGCACAGCCAGCGUUCGAGCCGACACCUAUUGCCGUCUGUACUCACUCUCUGUGGACAACUUUAAUGAAGUUCUGGAGGAAUAUCCAAUGAUGAGGAGAGCCUUCGAGACCGUGGCCAUUGACAGACUAGAUCGGAUAGGCAAAAAGAAUUCUAUCCUGAUGCACAAAGUCCAACAUGACCUAAACUCUGGAGUUUUCAACAACCGCGAGAAUGAGCUAAUUCAGGAGAUUGUUAAGUAUGACCGGGAAAUGGUGAAACUAGUGGACCUGCAAAGACCCAGGGCUAUGUCAGCUACUCAGUCCACCCAUGGGACCAUGUUUCCUUCCACCAAUCAGCCUCCAACAGGCUCAGCCAUUGCCACCCUGCAGCAGGCUGUAGCCAUGAGUUUCUGUCCCCAGAUAGCCAACCCUCUGGCAGCCCGUGGAGCACUCCAGUCCCCCCGAAUGGUGCGUCGUUUCCAGGUUGUCCAAAGUCUGUCCAGCCCUGGGACUCAGCAGACCCCUCCAGGCUCACAGUUCUCCAGCACCAUUCUGCCCUCUGCCCUCACCAGCACACCUGUCCAGAGCCCAUUGGCGACUGGCAGUCGAACAUUCCAAUACAGUUCCAGUCCUAUGGGUGCUCCUUCAGGGUCCCAGCUCUCCCUGGUGCAGCAGCACACCUCCAGCCCCACGCACCGAGCAACAGUUCCCAGGAGUGCAAUGACCCAGGAUGCCAGGGCCCUCUCAGCUUCACAACCAUCUUUGCCCCAUGAUGCCAUGCAACCAGUUGUUCCAAGCCCACCCCAGUCCACAAGAGUUUCCUCCACUUCCAUUGGACCACCUCACAACCUCCCAGGGCCUACAGCCUUCAGGGCUGCCAUUCCUCCCAGGAUGACACUUCAGCACCAGAUGUCUGUGGGAGCCUUCCCACCUGCCUCCCUACCGCAAAUGAGGCCAAGCCAGGACUCAGGACUGCCCAAGAAAGAUUCAGUAGUCAGCCUUCCAGACACAGACCAUCACAUUAGAUCUAGAUUACCUUCCAAUUUGUGACCUUGACAGAGCUGGGUGUGUAGGUAUCUCUUCCUUCUGCAAGUACUAGUGCAUCUCAAAAAAUUAGAAUACCAUGAAAAAGUUCCUUUUUUUUCAUAAUUUAAUUCAAAAAGGUAAACUUUCAUAUAUU
Messenger RNA from Neoarius graeffei (lesser salmon catfish), 3205 nucleotides. It is a transcript of the gene hcn2b, whose product is annotated as hyperpolarization activated cyclic nucleotide-gated potassium channel 2b. The transcript is spliced from 8 exons. The record is from RefSeq and is a predicted model, not a curated record. Lineage: Eukaryota; Metazoa; Chordata; Actinopteri; Siluriformes; Ariidae. Gene Ontology annotation, cellular component: membrane. Bases 1 to 3075 code for a protein of 1024 amino acids. Gene Ontology annotation, biological process: transmembrane transport; potassium ion transport. Gene Ontology annotation, molecular function: voltage-gated potassium channel activity.